UGUAACUAGCAGUUUUCAAAAUGUACAGCAACAGCAUAUGAAAAUUUCGCCGGCUUCAACAAUGACGAUGUGAAACGGAGGAAGCAUCAAAUCAACCAUGGCUAUGGCGGCAAGAGCUCUGAUCAACAAGACGAAGAAUAUUUUGGGCGGUGUCACUCUUCUCGUACGCCCUGCUCCUCACUCAUCCCGUUCCUUCGUUUCCCAAAACCCUUCUCCUCUCUCUCCACUGAAUUCCCACUCUCUCCCGUUCUCAACUCCUCACUCUUCAUUCUAUCGCCAUUUUUCACUUUCACAUUCAGGUGAGACAAGUGAUGAUGGUGCAAGCACAGAUGGAUGGGAAGAAGAAGACGAGGCUGAGCCUAAGAUUGGUGACGGUGGAAGUGGUGGGGGAGUUGCCUUGCAAAAUGUGCCUUGGGGUCAGCGAGCACUGUCUAUUGCUGAAAAGGUCCUUAUGAAGUUCAGCGAGGACAUCAAACUCUAUGCUUUCAAAACUAGUCCUCGAGGAUAUGUUUACGUGAGAUUGGACAAAUUAACAAGCGAAUAUGGAUGUCCAAGCAUGGAAGAGCUUGAGAGUUACAAUCAUGAAUUCAAGAAAAGGUUAGAUGAAGUUGGAGCACUUGGAGACAUACCUGAUGAUUUGGCUCUUGAGGUUUCUUCCCCGGGUGCUGAUAGGAUACUGAAAGUGCCAGAUGAUCUUAGUCGAUUUGAAGACAUGCCGAUGAGAGUUUGUUAUACAGAAAAUAUAGAGUCCAACUGCCGUGAAGUGGAUGGAGUAUUCUUGUUAGAUUCUAUCGAAAAAGACUCAGAGACAUGUGUUUGGAAACUGGCAGAUGUUAAAGCGAAUCGAGAUCCUACAAAAAAAGGCAAGCCGUUGAAUCGUAAACAGAAGGAUUGGAGAUUACGAUUGCCAUUCGACUUGCAUAGAAUGGUAACACUAUAUAUUGAAUAGUAGUAAAAUCAUAUAUUAUUUAAUUUAGGAACAUUGAAUAUCUCUCUCUACAAUCCUCCCCAGUUGGAUAUGUGGAUGCAGUUUCAGAAAAGAUGCUUCUUUAUAGUUUUAGUUCAGAUGAGUUGCCCGAUAACUAUAAUUAUCUGUUACUCUCGCCAUUAUUGUAGUCUAAAGCUAUUAUGCAAGAAGCUCGUAGACGGAGCUCUAAAUUUAUUUCUUAAUAUUUUUAUAAAAUUAAGUUCUUACCAUAUGCAUAAGUAUAUCUACAACAUUUGCUGCGAGGACAAGACCAA
Vicia villosa (hairy vetch) is the source of this 1242-nucleotide messenger RNA. RefSeq lists its product as uncharacterized. The record is from RefSeq and is a predicted model, not a curated record. The coding region runs from base 98 to 949 and encodes 283 amino acids. The transcript is spliced from 5 exons. NCBI's taxonomy places the organism in Eukaryota, Viridiplantae, Streptophyta, Magnoliopsida, Fabales, Fabaceae.